AAGAGGUGAUCAAAGACGGAGCUCACAACAUGAAGCUGUGCAUUGUGCUUAGCACAGGAGCUCUAGAAAAGCUUUAAGGAUGAGGAAUGAAAAUAAAAGUUUUAUUAAGUCAUUUGACCAUAUCAAAUCAAAUUAAAAGAUGCUAGUUCCCCUCUUGGAAAAAGACUCUUCCACACUUGGUGGACACCACCUAUUGAUCCCCAGAGGUCACAUUUGUGUUCAACAAUAGCUAUCUACUUGCCAUCAAUCUUAGCUGUGAUCUUGCCCUUACAGCAAGAGGCCUGAGGCAGGUUUCUGGACUGAUCAUCUUUAGCAAUCCUAGCUCUGUUUCUGCUCGGUUGCCUAGAGUGGGAUCUUGUUUCACUCUUGCUGGCUUUCUGCUCCCCAGCACAUGCUGGGGGUGGCAGACCAGAAAGACGCAGCAGGAGAGACAAUUGGAGACCAUGUAAUUGUUUCACUUGGUUGGGAUGGCAGCAUCUGGGCCACCCAAUCUCUUCGUGGGGGAGAUGGGAGCUAGGGAGCUUCCAAACCUCCUUUUGCCUGGAUCCCGGGUGGAACAGACAAGCAGUGUGACAUGGCAGCAGAACACGGCCGGCAACUGGACACGCCUGGAAGGGUCUGCUGCUGGCUCAGAAACCACAUCCAGGGGUGCUGAGGCCCAGCCUGUCACCACUUUGCGGGUUACAAACCCCAGCAAAACCGCUGGAAACCAGCAGCACCUACACCGGGAGUUGCUGUUCACCCAUCGCAAAGGCCUGAGCCUUCGAUCAAAGCCGGAGCUACUCCAGGUUCUAGAGCAUCGGAACCGGCGCCGCGAUGGGACAGAGAGUGGCUUGAAACCAUCCCCCCUUGAGCAGGAGCUUCUGCGCUGGCAGCAGAGACGGGAACAGCAUCAACAGCAGGAAGCAACAGGAGAUCCUGGUGAGAGCCAACCAGAGUUCGUAAAGGUCCGGGAGAAAUUACGAAGGACACAGCAACGGGAUCCCUCUCCCCAGCAUGCAUCCCCUUCCUUGAUAUCUGUUCCUUUCCCACGCCUUCAUCACCCCAACAGGAAGCCCUCCCAGUUCCCAGUCAAGCACCCUCCUGUAGCCCUACAGGCUGCGGCUUCACAUCCUCUGAGUUCCCUCAAAGCUUCUAGUCUUCCCUCCGCCCCAUCAAAACAUUCCCUUGCCAAUGAUACAUGACUGCCUCCCUCACAUGCCCCUUCUACCAUGAAUGCUUCAUCAGGUGGUUCAACACAUAACACCAAGCUGCAAUGUGUUCAUGUUGAGGUGAGAGGCUUAUUCAACAAGCUUGGUUUAAAAACUUGGCUUAGCAUCACAUAGGAAUGCAGCUCCUCCCUCCUGUUCUUCCAGAUUGGGGGAGGGAAUCUCAGAAGGAUGUGAACUUUAUCUCCACUCCAUUUGUGAAAACAGAAAGGAAAAAGGUUGGUCAAGUGUGUGAAUUCCAUUUCUUUUUUUUAGUGGUCUAUGAAAUAAUAAUAAAAAAAACGCAUACACGCUAAAAAAAACUUCUGGUUUAACGUCGUCUUUAUUUACCUGACCGGCCAAAUCAAAAUGACAUAAGCUAUGGAGAAACCCUUCAGCUAUUUGACCUUAAAAAGAUUUGGAGUUAUGGGAGGGUGAGCAAUGUCUACAUAGACAUAGUAAUUAUCUAGA
Messenger RNA from Ahaetulla prasina, 1658 nucleotides. RefSeq lists its product as uncharacterized. The record is from RefSeq and is a predicted model, not a curated record. The transcript is spliced from 4 exons. Lineage: Eukaryota; Metazoa; Chordata; Lepidosauria; Squamata; Colubridae. Gene Ontology annotation, biological process: actin filament polymerization; actin filament bundle assembly; regulation of actin cytoskeleton organization. Gene Ontology annotation, cellular component: stress fiber; synapse; neuron projection. Bases 468 to 1184 code for a protein of 238 amino acids.